Messenger RNA from Mus musculus (house mouse), 599 nucleotides. It is a transcript of the gene Camp, whose product is annotated as cathelicidin antimicrobial peptide. The transcript has 4 exons. Gene Ontology annotation, cellular component: extracellular region; vesicle; specific granule. Bases 23 to 541 code for a protein of 172 amino acids. Lineage: Eukaryota; Metazoa; Chordata; Mammalia; Rodentia; Muridae. The record is from RefSeq and is marked reviewed. Gene Ontology annotation, biological process: cellular response to lipopolysaccharide; positive regulation of insulin secretion involved in cellular response to glucose stimulus; cellular response to exogenous dsRNA.
GGAGGAGGCAGUCUUGGGAACCAUGCAGUUCCAGAGGGACGUCCCCUCCCUGUGGCUGUGGCGGUCACUAUCACUGCUGCUGCUACUGGGCCUGGGGUUCUCCCAGACCCCCAGCUACAGGGAUGCUGUGCUCCGAGCUGUGGAUGACUUCAACCAGCAGUCCCUAGACACCAAUCUCUACCGUCUCCUGGACCUGGAUCCUGAGCCCCAAGGGGACGAGGAUCCAGAUACUCCCAAGUCUGUGAGGUUCCGAGUGAAGGAGACUGUAUGUGGCAAGGCAGAGCGGCAGCUACCUGAGCAAUGUGCCUUCAAGGAACAGGGGGUGGUGAAGCAGUGUAUGGGGGCAGUCACCCUGAACCCGGCCGCUGAUUCUUUUGACAUCAGCUGUAACGAGCCUGGUGCACAGCCCUUUCGGUUCAAGAAAAUUUCCCGGCUGGCUGGACUUCUCCGCAAAGGUGGGGAGAAGAUUGGUGAAAAGCUUAAGAAAAUUGGCCAGAAAAUUAAGAAUUUUUUUCAGAAACUUGUACCUCAGCCAGAGUAGUAGGCCUGCCUUGGCCUGUUUCUGGAUUCCUAAAAUAAUAAACUUGGUAAAAGAAACU